Volvox carteri f. nagariensis is the source of this 2877-nucleotide messenger RNA. RefSeq lists its product as uncharacterized. The record is from RefSeq and is a predicted model, not a curated record. The transcript is spliced from 13 exons. Gene Ontology annotation, molecular function: nucleoside diphosphate phosphatase activity. Gene Ontology annotation, cellular component: membrane. The coding region runs from base 1 to 2877 and encodes 958 amino acids. Lineage: Eukaryota; Viridiplantae; Chlorophyta; Chlorophyceae; Chlamydomonadales; Volvocaceae. Gene Ontology annotation, biological process: nucleoside diphosphate catabolic process.
AUGAUGCAGGUACGUAGGCUGCUGCUGCUACUCGUGCUGGUGCUGCUGCUCGUACUGCUGCUUGUGCUGCUGCUCGUGCUUGUGCUGCUGCUUGUGCUGCUGCUCGUGCUGGUGCCGCUGCUGCUGCUUGUACUGCUGCUGGUGCUGCUGCUGGUGCUCGUGCUGGUGCUGCUGCUCGUGUUGCUGGUGCGUACGUGCGAAAGCGGUGUGAGAUACGUGUUCAACUGGAAGUAUACCGACGCACGGCGUGGCGUGCCGAACCUGGAGCUAAUACCGCCAUCAGCUGCUCAGGACCUCGUUCCAAAGAAGUCUGGGACAAGUUCGUACAAUCGUGUGGAGACGCUUCCCGGACUUGAUGCCUUCGCGGAUCGACCCGACUCCGACUUGGAGGCUCUUGCCCUGGGCCCCCUGUUGGCAUGGGCGCGUGCCAUCGUACCCCCCCGACAGCUGCCCUCAGUACCUAUCUUCCUGCUCGCCACGGCGGGCGUACGCCGCAUGCCGCCCGCCCGGCAGCAGCUCCUCCUGGAUCGAGCGAGAGGGGCGCUGCUGAGAUCCGGAUUUAGGUUCGAGCCCGAGUGGGCCCGGAUCAUCAGCGGCACAGACGAAGGAGUGUACGGCUGGAUCGCGACGAACUACCUUCGGGGCCAUCUAGACGGUCCCUCCAGCCUGGCAGUAGCACAUGCAGUGGCAGCAGCAGCCAGGGCGGGUGACACCAGUGCAGCGGCGGCUGUAGCGGCGGCGAUGGGCCGCCGCGGCAGCGGCGGCGGCGGGAGUGAGGUGGUUUCGGAGCGGAAAGAUGUGGACGCGGCGGCAGCGACGAGGUCUUCGGCGUCCUCCUCGGUGACCACUGAGGGCUCCCUGGAUCUCGGUGGCUCCUCCCUGGAGGUGACUAGUUUAUGUUUAUUUUGUACAAAUGUUUUGUGCAAGUGCUGUACAGAAGCGCCGGCGGCAGGCCAGUCAGUCCAGACGGCUAUGCUGGCGACGACGGCGGCGGAUAAGGUGGAGCAUCAGCAGCAGCAGCAGCAUGAGGAGGAGGAUGAGGAGGAAGGGCUACCCAGUCUGGGUCUGUUGUUAGGUCCCCGGUUCUACACCUUGCGGACGCAUACUUUUCAGAAAUACGGACUCAAUGACGCAUUCGACCGCUCCGUCAGCUUGCUGCUACAGCCCCGGCCCCCGCCAACCCCGCCCGCCCCGAGUCCGAGGGCCCAGCAGACGGGGGCGCAACGAGGUGGCGGUGCCGCCGGCGGCAGCGACAGCCAUGACAGCCUGCGAACAGGCGGCGGCAGCGACAGCCAGGACCAAGCUCUCCACGGAAAGGCCUUUCAGGCCCUUCGCCCGCAGCGCCCGGCCUUGCUGCGCCGGAAAGACCAACAGCCGCCGUCGCCGCCGUCACCGUCGCCGCCGCAGCCCUUGACGACUCAGAAGACAGAAGUAGCAGGAGCAGUAGCAGGAGCAGUAGCAGGAGGAGGCUUUUCCAGCAGCGUUGAGGGCGCUCGCGGCGGCGGCGGCGCCGACGGCACGGGCGGUACCGCCACCGCCAAGCUUCGCUCCCAAGCUGUCAUACUGGAGCAGCAGAAGCGCGACUCGGAGCGGAUCAUCCAGCUGGUGAAGGAGCAGCUCACAGAAGCACAGGAGCGCAGCGGCAGCGGCGGCGGCGAUGGCGAUCGUGCAGCGGCGGCAGCGGCGGUGUCCUCGUCGUCUCAAUCCAACAGUACUACUUCCGCGCAGGUACAACUUCGUCAGGCCCCUGCUGCUGCUACUGCAGCUGGCAGUGGCGGUAGUGUUGCUGAUGAUGAUGCAGGGAGAGCUAAUGAUAAGGCCCAAGGCACAGGUGUGGACGCAGGUUCCGGAGCCGCGGCCAGCGGUGGUAGCGGUAGCGGCGGCGGCGGUGGCUUAGAGGGAGGAGCUGGCGGCGACGCGGGCGCCAUUGGCCGAGCUCUAAUGGCGCGCAGCGCCGCCACCGCCGUCGCCGCCGCCAUUGCUGCCGGCUCCAGUAUUGAGUCCCGUGGUCAACGGAGGCUUAUAGAGCGGGGCUUCAGCAAGUCGUACACCCGCAUCCACCAGUACGGCGUACUGCCGGCUGUGUCCGAUGUACAGAUCCAGGGGAGUCCCGACUGGGGGGCGUGUCUGGCCCUGGUGGCCCGCACCGUGAACGCCUCCGCGGACUGCGGCGGCCGCCACUGCGUACUGGGCUCACAGCAACCGGCACUGAAGGGCCCUUUCGUCGCGCUUGCUGGCUUCUACGUCGUGUGGACGUUCUUCGGUCUUCAAGGGCGCGACAGCCCCAGCGCCGUGCUGCAGGCCGCCCGAGCUCAUUGCGGUCGGCCGUGGCGGGACGUGGAGGCGCGGCUGGGGCACCUCAUCAACGUGGAGAAGUACUGCCUGUGGGGCCCCUACGUGGCGCACCUGCUCACGGCCGGGCUGGGUCUGGAGCCGGAUGAAGUGACCAUUGGUUCGGGUGAUGUGGGCUGGCCUAUCGGUGCCGCUCUCGCUGAGGGCCUUCAACUUCCCGUCCUGGGCCCUCAGCUGCCGCUGCUACCGCGUCUUGCAUCCCGGCUGCUUCCUCCGAGCUGGGGACGCCACGAAGGUGCCCAUAGAGGUGCUGGGCGAGGAGGGGGGGGUGCUAUCGGCGGCCACAUGGCCGCCGGCGCCUCGGCAUCGGGCUCGGGUUGGGAGUCGUCGGAGGGUGUGGGUGUGGACCGGGGCGGGGAGGUAUUGAUGCCGCUGGGGCUAGGACUAGGCUGGAGCCUGUCGCUAAUAUUUUCAAUCUUCCUCCGACCGCCCUCCUCGCAGUUGUUAGGGAGGGAAUGUGGCACCACCGCCGUGCAUAUUGUGGGAUUGCGGUCCGCGAUCUACCCCAAAUGCAGUGUGACCUAA